GUUGCCCCCGAUGCAGUUGUUGUUGUCGUCGUCGCCGAGUUGCUGUUGCCCGAACGUGUGUGUGUUCUGAGGUGUUGUGCGGCGGACGUACAUAAGUGUGUGUAUGUUGUGUUGUGCGAUUCCCACACCAAAAAAAAAAAGAAAAGGAGCUGCGAAAAAAAACACGGCAAAUCUAUUGAUUUUUAACAAUAUGCACAUGGAUAGACACACAUUACGGCAGUGGCCCCCAGUGAGGCAGCAAGCGCAGCAGCAGAAGCAGCGAAUGCAGCACUAGAACAUUAGCAGCCAUCGAAGCCGCAGUCCCUCGUCCCCGGAGAUCCCCAGUUGCUGGUCCAGCCAUGAACUCCAACUCCUGCAGCGACAGCAGCAACGAGUCCAUGGUCAAUCCGGCGCACAUUCAGAUGAACUUUGGCCAGCAGCCGCAGCAGCAGGUUCAGGGACAACAGCAGCAGCAGGAGCGAUAUGUGUGGGAGAUGCGCACCCGUAGUCCGAAUGUUACGCCAGCCAGCACGGUGCUCAAUUCGCCGGAUCUCAAUGCCGAGCUGUCCUACGUCCCGCUGCAGGGUCUGUCCCCGUCCGGCGGAGGUGGUCAGGUGUCCGGCGGCUAUGGGUUGAAUGCGGCCCGUGACUCAGGCGGCUAUUACUACCAGCGACCGCACUUGCAUCAGAUCCGGCUGGGCAGGAGUCCGGGCAGCCAGUUCGAGUCCCGGGACGUCCUGCCACAGGGAUUGGCCAGUCCCGGCUCGCCGACGGAUGUGGGCAAGGCGGACGGCCAGUGUCUGCGGGAUGGUGAGAUCGUUGUGUUCGACGACAUCGACACCAACUGGAUGAACAAGGCAUCGAGUGGCCAGCGUCCGGGCAGCAACGAGGAUGUCCUCAAGGUGACCAAGAUGAUUGGCCAGCUGCCAAUUGCCGAGUACGAAGGAUCUCCGCGACGAUUUGGUAGUCAGCCUAACACAAACACGAUCACCUUGGGUGGUCCUCGAAAACGUCCGCCGGGAUUCCCGCAAAGGGUUUCGCCCACAACGUCCAGUGCCGGCAAUAAUGCGACUGCCUCGGCCAAAGCAUCUGUGGGCAACCUCAUCGAUCUGAUCGAUCACGAGGAGGAGCGCUCGGGGGCGCUGCGCGAGAAGACCCCGACUUUCGAUUACCUGUAUGAGUUCUCGGAGACCCGGAAGGUCCUGGAGGAGUUCUUUAAGGCGAAUCCGGAGGACGAGAAGCGAUACACGGACUACACCACGGAAAGUGGUGACGAUGUGGCCAGUUCGCAGCAACAGGAGUACCCAGCUACGCCCAUGGAGCAGGCAUAUAUCGGCCAGCGGCUGGCGAGAAUACCCAAAGAAGAGCUCUACAUGGUGCACCGCUCGCCCACUAAGAAGCCACCCAGUGACCAGAAUCCAGCGACAGUCUACCAGGAGCACAAUGACAUCGAGCUGUAUAUUGAUUCGAAUAGUCGUAGCAGCGGCGACCUGGCAGACACCGAGUUGGAGGCCAAUUUGCGAAGGCAUUCGCGUAACUUCACCCUGUCGCCGGAGACGACGGACUACGAUUCGAAUUGCGGCGACCUGGAUAGCCUGUCCAACGACAUCAACUGCCCCACGGAUUAUGGCAAACUGUAUACGAGCAUGCCCGUCUUGGAGGAUGGCUUGAGUAGUGGGCAUGCCUCCGAUACGGAGAACAAUGUGUCCGUGGUCUGUGACAAGCAGCAGUCGUCCCAAUCGCAGCCCGUCCACGAGCACAACGGCAAUGGCGAGCGGCUGGAGAACGACUACAAUGUGAUGAGUGCCAGCAUGGCCACGCUGACCACAGAUGCCUCGCAGUCGGCGCUGAUAAGCGACUUCUCCUCGCUGCCCAUGCCCCCGGCCCCGCCCCCAUCGUCGCCGCCCCAAAUCGAAAUUGCCGAUGCCAGUGAAUCCAUGGCCAUGGCCGCAGAGGCCGAUAAUCCGUUGGACAGUCACUACGGUGCCGUUUAUGCAGCGGCCUUGGGAGGUUCUCUACAAGAAAAGUCAGGGGGAUCGGGACUGGGAGUGAACUCGGCAACUGCGGGAGGAUCACUGCCAUCGCAGGCUGCGUCGGAAAUCCAGGAGGCCAUGAAGGAGAUCCGUUCCGCCUUGCAGCGGGCCAAGACGCAGCCAGAAAAGCUGAAGUUCUGCGACGAGGUUCUGCCCACGGAUCCGGACUCCCCGGUUUGGGUGCCUCGCAAGGCGACAGCGGUAUCGGUGGCUCAAGCUGCGGCAGCGGAUGAGGAGCCGGACACUGACCUGGAAACGGAUCGCCUCCUUGGUCAGCAGCGGCACGAUGAGCAGGACUUUUUCGCUGAUCAGACCCUGGCGGAUAGCAAUGCCAACGAGGGCACGGAGAUCGCCAGCAAUGGCCAUCUCAAUGGAAUGGCGGACAACAACAAUCCGAAUCCAAUGCCCAAUACCAAGCCGCAGACCUACUCGACGGCCACUAUCCGGCAGGGCAUUGGCACCUCACUGACACCCAAUUCGCCGGACAUUUGUCAGAUUGUGGGCACGACCGACAUCUCCAUAAGUUCGCCGGAGAAGCUGCAGUUCAGCAAGAGUCCCACGGGUUCCAUCAAAUCGCUGAAGGACUCGGCCAACUCGGACAAGAAGGCCAAGUCGCGAAACAAGGAGGGUCUCUUGGAACCCAAAGUUCUAAUCGAAGGCGUGCUGUUCCGGGCCAGAUAUCUGGGAUCGACCCAACUUGUGUGCGAGGGCCAGCCGACCAAGUCCACCAGGAUGAUGCAGGCCGAGGAGGCCGUCUCCAGGAUCAAGGCUUUGGCUCCCGAGGGCGAAAGUCAGCCGAGCACUGAAGUGGACCUGUUCAUAUCAACCGAGAAGAUAAUGGUGCUGAACACAGAUCUUAAGGAGAUCAUGAUGGACCAUGCGUUGCGCACUAUAUCCUAUAUAGCGGACAUUGGCGAUCUGGUUGUGCUGAUGGCUCGUCGCAGAUUUGUGCCCAACAGUGUGGUGGAUCCGGCGAACGCCAGUCCAUUGGGAGAGGUGCCCAGUCCGGGAAUGGGCGAGGAUGAGUCGCCGCCCAAGGAGCCGCUCAGCAAGCAUAAUCGCACGCCCAAGAUGAUCUGCCAUGUGUUCGAGAGCGAUGAGGCGCAGUUCAUAGCCCAGUCCAUCGGCCAGGCCUUUCAGGUGGCCUACAUGGAGUUCCUGAAGGCGAACGGCAUCGAGAACGAGAGCCUGGCCAAGGAGAUGGACUACCAGGAGGUGCUCAACAGUCAGGAGAUUUUCGGCGACGAGCUGGAGAUCUUCGCCAAGAAGGAGCUGCAGAAGGAGGUGGUGGUGCCGAAGGCCAAGGGCGAGAUCCUGGGCGUUGUGAUCGUGGAGAGCGGCUGGGGCUCCAUGCUGCCCACCGUAGUGAUUGCCAACCUGAUGAGCUCCGGAGCAGCUGCCCGCUGCGGCCAGCUGAACAUCGGCGACCAGCUGAUAGCCAUAAACGGCAUGAGCCUGGUGGGCCUGCCGCUGUCCACCUGCCAGAGCUACAUUCGCAAUGCCAAGAACCAAACUGCCGUCAAGUUCACCGUUGUGCCCUGUCCGCCCGUCGUCGAGGUCAAGAUCCUGCGACCCAAGGCGCUGUUCCAGUUGGGCUUUAGUGUUCAAAACGGCGUGAUCUGCAGCCUUUUGCGUGGAGGAAUCGCCGAGCGGGGCGGAGUACGCGUUGGCCACCGCAUCAUUGAGAUUAACAACCAGAGCGUAGUGGCCGUUCCACACGAUACCAUCGUCAAGCUGUUGUCAUCCUCAGUGGGCGAGAUCCUAAUGAAGACGAUGCCCACGUCCAUGUUUCGUUUGCUCACUGGCCAGGAGACGCCUAUCUAUAUAUAAAUAUAUGCAACUGUUCACACGCCUGCGCUGGAAUCGAAAAACUAUAAAUUCGUCAACUGCAACACUAUCAGCUUUACGUUCCAUCAACUAAAAACGAAUCGAUAGUGAAUUUGAUUCGUAUAUAGACCAAUUAUUGGAAUUUGAUUAGCCUUAAGUUGAUAAACUGUUCAUUGGUCUUGAAAUUUGCAAAAUGUUCAUUUUAGCCAAUUUAAGUGAUUUGACCAUUUGUAAAUCGAUAAAGCCUUAAAUGAGAUUAAUUGUUCAUCAACAAAUCGUUCAACUGCCCAGAAUCGAUAUACUGCAAUGAAGAAUAUUAUAAAAGUUUCAGAAAAAUUUGAAUGUUUGGUUAUUUUUCCCAUCUUUGUAUAUGAAAAAGACUGAAUUUAAAGCCAGUGCGAGUGUAUGUGAGCAGUCAUUGUAAAGUAUUCGAAAAAUUGUAAACCCAAUGUCCCAAAAUUGUACCCAAAAUACCAACCUUCCCAUUAUUCCCUCGCAUCCAGUAGCCUAAGCAUUCGAUUGAAUUUACUUGCAAGCAAUUAUUUAUGAUAUGAUCUAAUCCAUUAUUUGUCAUGUAAAUUAACCGUACUUUAGUUCUUUAACUACAUUUAUAAUUUUCGAUAAAGAGAAACAAAAAGAAACACACACCUUAUGCCAAAAAAGAGUUAGAUUUCGUUAAACUUAUUAUUGUAUAGAGCCAUUGCGGAUGAUUAUUGCAAUACCAUUACCGAUAUUUAUAUUUAAAGAAAAUAGCCUUAGAAAAACGAAGCCAUGCCUGCAAACAAACAAACAAAAUAAAUGCAUUUAAACGCGUCAGAUUAAAAAACGAAGCGCAUAUUGAUUAUAAUUGUAUAUGUAAUGUCUGUACAAGAAAUCUGCACAUUUCUCGAUCGAUUAUUGCCAUAUACCUAACGAUAUAUACUCGUACGAUACAAAUAUGAUAAAUCUAAAAUCUAAAGCGAAAACAAUAAGCAAAAUAGCAAAAGUAAUACGAAGAACAAUAAUUUCAGCAUUGUCUAGUUUCUGUUAAGCGAGGGCAUAAAUGUAUAAGAAAGAGACGGAGCCACAAGGAAAGACAGAGACGGCGCCAUAGGGAGCGAUAGAGACAGAUACAGAGAGAUAGAGGGAGAGAGCUUAUUUUUGCAUACUUUAAAAAGCGACAAACAAAAGGCAAAUAAACCACAAAAAGCAAAUAAUUAAAACAUAUGUUAUUAAUCUAAAAGGAAGCGACUAAACUAAAAGAAUAUUUUAAAUAUUUCAAGUGCAGGUAACAACAAAAGACGCAAGUUAAUAAUAUUUAUAUAAAUAUAUAUAUAUAUAUAUAAAAUACUUCUGAUCGCCAUUCGGAAGCGCAGGU
Molecule: messenger RNA, 5196 nt
Organism: Drosophila suzukii
Lineage: Eukaryota; Metazoa; Arthropoda; Insecta; Diptera; Drosophilidae
Source: RefSeq, a predicted model, not a curated record